This is a messenger RNA of Heterobasidion irregulare TC 32-1, 1899 nucleotides long. RefSeq lists its product as uncharacterized. Lineage: Eukaryota; Fungi; Basidiomycota; Agaricomycetes; Russulales; Bondarzewiaceae. The transcript has 2 exons. The coding region runs from base 1 to 1899 and encodes 632 amino acids. The record is from RefSeq and is a predicted model, not a curated record.
AUGAUUGAUCAAGUUCGAAUGCUUUCCGGCCCUCGUGCCUCCUCCACGUCCUCACGCCGUCGGGUAUACUCUUCUGGCUCAUCAUCGCUCAGUGACGUCCCGAAGACACCAUUAUCAGCAUACAGUGGCAUUCAGGAAGGUAGCCUAGGAAAGAACCUCACUCUCAUUAAGAUGAAGAGGCCUGCGGCACAGAGUUCAUCACCGUCUCAAACUGGAGACUAUCUCAAGACUGGCUUUUCUCGCAUACAGGCUGAUACCACUUUGAUAUCUCUACCUCCGAUGCCAGACUGGCUUAACGACACACUUCUAGGCCUUCAAGCUUCUCACCCUCUUAGACGUCUAAUACCCACAACUAACGACCCACUUCCGGCAGAACCGCCGUUUCCAGUGAAAGAAUAUCAAGGACCUAACCCCAACCAGAAUGAAAUUGGAGAUGAGGAUGCUUCUGUCUUUGCUUUCCAACCCCCUUGUCUUGAUUCGCUGCCGCUAGUUGGCUCUGACCCUACGACUGCUCGGAUUUAUGCUGACCCUAACAAUGAUGUAGCUGCUGAAUUUGCUUCUGAUAAUCUUCCCGAAUUCUCCGUUCAUACUGCUGAUCUUCUGCUUGUACCUGCUUCGAAUGCUGACUAUGACUACGCCGUCCGAGUGCCUGAUGCUUUGCCUUUCUCCACUCCCGGUCCCGCAAGCUAUGUUUCCGUUGCUCGACACUUUGAUGCUCAGCCGGCUCAAGUUUUCUCAGACGACAUCUCUAGGGCUUUUUCUCACCCUGGUCCUGGAAGCACGCUAUCUUCCGUUUCGCCUCAACUUAUCCGCAAUGCUUCUCAUCUUGAGGAAUCCGGUGUGCAAUACCCGACUUUGCUCGCUCGGUCUCCUGUAAUGGCAUCGUCCCCAUUAAAUGCACAUCUUGAUACACCUCCCUCCCUGUUCAAACACUUACCCGCAUAUGUAAUUUCUCCAUCUUCCUCUCCACCGCCCUCAAGCACACACCGGAAUCCUCAUUUGAAACAGGACAUUUCUAUCUCGACUGCCUUGCAUAUAUCCAAUCCCUUCUCUACGCCCGGUCCUACAUACCGCAAGUCAUCGCAUACUAGCAGCUCGCCGUCUUCCGCCAUUCAAUAUGAUUUUGUUGAUCAGGUAGACGUGGAUCCUGACUCACUCGACUUCCACUGGGCACCAUUCAUCCGCGAUCGUUUAGUUGAUAUUCAGGAUGGCGUUUCAGAAGGAGACGGCAACUAUUCAGCUAGUGCUCACUCUGGAUUCCAGUUGAGACCCAGAUUUGGAGGAAACCAAGAAAGUUCAGAUAUCUACUCGCCCGUUAAUAAUGAACACUCUCAUCGGCACUCAGGCAGCGACAGUCACCUCCCGGUAAGGUCGCAGCCGACGCAAUAUCCUGAUCCCGAGCAGCAGCACCCUUUUUACCAUCAUCAAUGGAAUAGAAGCGAUGGGGCAGGGCCAGAAGUGUACUCGCUUGAACCAAAUACUCAUAUUGACGAACGACACUCGGACAGGGUACCUGCAGAAGGACAACUUCCGCCCUCGCCCUCGACAUCAAAUAUUGAAGAGUUUGACUGGGAGGUUCUCCCACCCUCCAGCCGUCAGCCGGUGGAGAGGGCGUCGACGCUCCUUCCGAUUUCGGAGACCUGCGGGACACAUUUGCCGGAUCCUCGACCGCCGUUGGGCGCGUUCGCGCCCGCCCCAGGCAUAUUCGUAUCACCUUUGAGAGCCCCGGGCUGUACGGGAUCAAGAAAACCGAGCGAGGACAGGGGUAUCCAGCCUCUGAGACGACACACACAGGCGAGUGCUUCCUCUGAUCCCGGUAAUAAGUAUAUGAUGCCGAAACCGCUUUUUUGUCAUGGGCAUUACAGGAUCUAUCCCGACAGAACGAUAGCCCUUUGUUGA